Messenger RNA from Meira miltonrushii, 468 nucleotides. RefSeq lists its product as uncharacterized. The transcript has a single exon. NCBI's taxonomy places the organism in Eukaryota, Fungi, Basidiomycota, Exobasidiomycetes, Exobasidiales, Brachybasidiaceae. Bases 242 to 400 code for a protein of 52 amino acids. The record is from RefSeq and is a predicted model, not a curated record.
AUCUGCGUAGAUAUAGACACGUAAUCAACAGACCUUCAGUCCAUUGACGCUUAACUGUGAUGUUGUGUGCAAGAAAGCGUCUAGAGGAAUUAUGCGCAAUCUUGCGUAUGUAUUUUCAUAUCUCCCGCGUCAACUUAUGCGUUGUGAUAGAAAACGCCGUCACCGGAUCCCGGCAAAAACGAGAAGGAAGUUACAUCACAGUGAGCCUCCCUUUCAAACCAGUUCGAGAAGUGUGCACUAGAUGCUAUGUGUCAAGAUCGUGCUCGAGGCUAACUCUUCCCAACAUUAUCUAAAUGGCAGGACAAGGGAUAUGAAGGCCUAUGAGACAAAGAUCAUCAGCAUUCCGUUUUCACUUGACAAUUUCUAUGACGUGUGCGCAAAAAAAAAGACUGGGAAGUAGCACCAGCACCUGAGAUACAUCAUCGCUCAAAGGCUCGGAAAGCAUAGCGGCAAUUAAACUUUAAGUGA